Molecule: messenger RNA, 480 nt
Organism: Paramecium tetraurelia
Lineage: Eukaryota; Ciliophora; Oligohymenophorea; Peniculida; Parameciidae
Exons: 2
Source: RefSeq, a predicted model, not a curated record
AUGGCAACUUGGAGAGCAUUAUUAUCACCCAAUAAAAAUAUAUCUUUUUCAGUUUCUCAUAAAGAGUCUUUGGAUAAUAGAAUAGUCACAUAAAUCAAAGCGAGACAUGCAAAAACAAUUACCUAAAGCACGAAUCUAACCUAAAACAAACCAACAAUAAGGAGAGAGCAUUCUGAAUCCAUUGAUGGCGAUUAAGCAUUUAUUUAAUCUUCUUCCAAAGACUUUUUUGCAAAUUUUAAUGUAAAUAAGGACAAGACUUAAUUGACUGAAAUCAAGCAAGUCUUAAUGUAAAAUUCGAUGAAUUUAAAAUAAUUGCAUAAGAACAUCGAUAAAUUUGAUUAUAAUUAAAGACAAAUUUAAGCAUUAUAAAAAUAAAUACUUCAUUAAAGAAGUAAGUACAGUUUAUCUAUAAACACAAAAAUAAAUCAAUGCCAAAAAAAAAUAUAAGAUAUCUAAUUAUUACUUUUGAGUAAAAAGUGA